AUGAUUGUCCGAUCAAGCGAUGCUGAUGUAUUAGUGACUGUAUUCAUUGUAAGACCUGCAGUUGAUGGUUCUCGAGGGGCAAUCUUAUUUGAUGUAUUAACUGAUAUUGAUGCUGUUUCACUUGGAGCAGGUGAUGAAGGAGAAGCUGAAUUCACUCCAGUUGUGACAUUCAGAAGGCCACUAGUACCUCCAGAGGGGUUUAAAGAAGCUGCAGCUGCAGCUGCCAAUGCAUUCCUUCUUUCUUCAGCAGAAAUCUUCUUGAGUCGAGUUUUAGAUAUAGGUGUGGGGAAAUCGGGUAAUGUAACAAGUAUACUUUUAGGGACUUUCAACUUGACCCAAUACCGUCUGGGAUAUGCCAUGUUUGUGUAUAAGUAA
Lizanozyma spartinae is the source of this 375-nucleotide messenger RNA. RefSeq lists its product as uncharacterized. Lineage: Eukaryota; Fungi; Ascomycota; Pichiomycetes; Serinales; Debaryomycetaceae. The transcript is spliced from 2 exons. Bases 1 to 375 code for a protein of 124 amino acids. The record is from RefSeq and is a predicted model, not a curated record.